AUGAAUUUAGACAAUUUCGAGGAAGCUGAAGAAGUAGGAUAUGGAUGUAUUUUUAUGGACUUUUGUGAAGAAUAUAUGGGGGAAAAUGAUGAUGAUCCCCCAUAUAUUGAACAAUUAAAAGAUUUAUCAAUGACAGGAAAACGCACUUUGUAUGUCGAUUUUAAGCACGUAAUGCACUAUAGGCAAUCAGAUUCUCUAUCAAAAGCCAUUUCUCAACAAUACUAUAGGCUAGAACCGUAUCUCCGAAGGGCGGUUGAACGUCUCAUGGAGAUACAUUGUUCUGACAAAACCAAAAAACCUGUUGAAGACACACAGGGCCGCGAAGGUCUGGUGACUCUGGAAAAAUCUUAUUCCUUGGAAUAUUCUGUGGCUUUUUUUAAUCUCCCUUCUCAAAAUCGAAUCCGAGAUUUAAAAACUGAUAAGAUAGGGACUUUAAUGAGUAUAUGUGGUACUGUAACAAGAACGAGUGAGGUUCGACCUGAAUUACUUUAUGGGAAAUUUAUUUGUCAAGAAUGUAAAGUUGAAGUUGAGAAUGUUGAGCAACAGUUCAGUUAUACAGAGCCAAUCAUGUGUCAGACUCCAACAUGUUCCAACAGAGAUUCAUGGGUACUUAAAAUCGAAGAAUCCAAGUUUACAGAUUGGCAAAGAGUUCGGAUUCAAGAAAAUCCAAAUGAAAUACCUACAGGAAGCAUGCCUAGAACUCUUGAAGUUAUUCUUCGUCACGAAAUGGUUGAAGGUGCAAAACCCGGAAACAAAUGCAUUUUUACGGGUACACCUCUUGUUAUUCCAGAUAUUCAUCAAUUGGGCGUUCCAGGUGUUGGAGCUGAAGUUCAACGUGAUAUUCGUAAUAGUAAGUUCAAAGGAGCUGAUGGAUUAGCCAACGCUGGAGUCACGGGUCUAAAGUCUCUUGGUGCUAGAGAUUUGUCAUAUAAAAUAUCUUUUUUGGCAUGUACGGUACAUACUGUUGAAGCAAAGCGUGACGCCUUGAAUAGACUAACAGAUGAGGAUGAUCUUGAAGAUCAUGAAGCGCUUGUUAAAUCAAUGAAAAAGAUGGAGAAAGAACUUUUGGAAGAAAUGAGCAAAGAUGAAAGAAUUUUCGAUAAUCUAGUCAGAAGUAUCGCUCCAAGCGUUUUUGGACAUGAAGUAAUAAAAAAAGGAAUAUUACUUCAACUUCUAGGAGGUGUUCACAAAGAAACUUUAGAGGGUAUGAAUCUCAGAGGAGAUAUAAAUGUCUGUGUAGUGGGUGAUCCUAGCACUAGCAAGAGUCAGUUCCUCAAAUAUGUUUGCCGGAUACAUCCUCGCGCUAUAUUUACGUCUGGAAAAGCCUCUUCCGCUGCUGGGUUGACCGCGGCUGUUGUCAAAGAUGAAGAGUCUGGCGAUUUUACUAUAGAAGCAGGUGCUUUAAUGCUAGCGGAUAAUGGAAUUUGCGCUAUUGAUGAAUUUGAUAAAAUGGAUAUUUCUGAUCAAGUUGCUAUUCAUGAAGCUAUGGAACAGCAGACAAUUUCUAUCGCAAAAGCCGGAAUUCAUGCGACUUUGAAUGCUCGAACAUCAAUUUUAGCAGCGGCAAAUCCGAUUGGUGGUCGAUAUAAUAAAAGACUAUCACUUAGACGAAAUAUUGCAAUGUCAGCUCCAAUCUUGUCUCGGUUUGAUCUAUUCUUUGUAGUAUUAGAUGAAUGCAAGCCGGAAAUAGAUCAGAUGAUAGCUGAGUAUAUCGUAGGAAUUCACAGAUUAGGAGAUGACAACAUUAAUCCACCCUACGAUACUGAGACACUUCAGAGGUAUAUUCGCUACGCAAAAACUUUCAAACCUAAGAUUUCUCAAGAAUCCAAAAGAUUGUUAGUUGAAAAAUAUAAAGAACUCCGUCAGGAUGAUGCUUCCGGUGCAGCGCAAAAUUCAUAUCGUAUUACAGUUAGACAAUUGGAAAGUAUGAUACGAUUGUCUGAAGCUAUUGCAAGAGCUCAUUGCAAUGAUGAAGUAAUUCCAGAAUUUGUGAGUGAGGCAGCUAAACUUAUGCAACAAUCCAUAAUUCAUGUUUAUCAUGAUGAUGUUGUAUUGAAAGAUGAUAAUACAAUGGAGGUUGACGGUGUACCUCAAAUUCAAGAAAUUAGGAUAACAAGAGAAGAACUUACUAAGAUUCAAAAUGCAAUUAUUGAUAAAUUAUUGUCCUCAGAACAUGAAUCGUGUCGCGAAGAAGAUCUUGUACAAUGGUACAUAGAACAAUGCGAAGAAACUUUGACAAGCGAGGCUGAAGUUGAAGCCGAAGAAAAAAAAUUUAAACUAGUGGUGAAACAUUUACUCAAGGAAAGCUUUUUACAAAGAGUUCCCAGAGGUAGUCGGGAAGGUAUCGAUCUUGAAGAUGAUCAAGAAGAAUACGACCAAAUGGACGUUGAACAAGUAGAAACAGAUGAACUAACUAUACAUCCAAAUGUUGAUACUAAAAAGUACUAUCAAUCAAUCAAAUAA
Molecule: messenger RNA, 2463 nt
Organism: Dentiscutata erythropus
Lineage: Eukaryota; Fungi; Glomeromycota; Glomeromycetes; Diversisporales; Gigasporaceae
Source: the annotation of a GenBank genome assembly